Arachis stenosperma is the source of this 345-nucleotide messenger RNA. RefSeq lists its product as uncharacterized. Gene Ontology annotation, molecular function: nucleic acid binding. The record is from RefSeq and is a predicted model, not a curated record. Lineage: Eukaryota; Viridiplantae; Streptophyta; Magnoliopsida; Fabales; Fabaceae. The coding region runs from base 1 to 345 and encodes 114 amino acids. The transcript has 2 exons.
AUGGAGGACACUUUGGAGAUGAGCGGACAGCCACCAAGCCAUUAUGGAGUUUGCCAUAAAGUAGCAACACUGUAUCAUCCCCAAACAAAUGGGCAAGCUGAAGUCUCAAAUAGAGAACUAAAGCGAAUCCUAGAGAAGACAGUAUGCACCUCUAGAAAGGACUGGGUUAGAAAGCUUGAUGAUGCUCUAUGGGCAUACAGAACAGCUUUCAAAACACCCAUUGGAACUUCACAAUAUCAGCUGUUAUAUGGGAAAUCAUAUCAUUUGCCAGUGGAACUAGAACACAAAGCAUAUUGGGCUACUAGAAUCCUUAACCUUGAUGCUAAAGUAGCAGGAGAGAAAUGA